Anopheles funestus (African malaria mosquito) is the source of this 6245-nucleotide messenger RNA. RefSeq names its product allatostatin-A receptor (gene AstA-R1). Gene Ontology annotation, cellular component: membrane. Gene Ontology annotation, molecular function: G protein-coupled receptor activity. The record is from RefSeq and is a predicted model, not a curated record. Lineage: Eukaryota; Metazoa; Arthropoda; Insecta; Diptera; Culicidae. The transcript is spliced from 8 exons. Gene Ontology annotation, biological process: G protein-coupled receptor signaling pathway. Bases 2689 to 3822 code for a protein of 377 amino acids.
GGUACGUCAUUUUGAUGCCGGCUAAUUUCUUCACACUGCCGUCGAAAGUUUGCUCACGAUCGGGAACGGAUUUUGUGCGGAACGGAAGAAGUAUAGGCAGCACACACACACACACACGAGCCAACAUGGAAUCCGAUGCGAUGUAAAUGUUCGAGCGGUUGGGAGCAAAUUUUUGGAACGCAUUGGUACAGGUUGGCCCGUUUCCGUGCACGACUCGACGACAUGAAAUCCGAUACACGAAUCCAGUACCAAUCACACCAUCACGCUUACCAUAUGUUGCACGACACGCAGCAAGAAGCCACACCAUGAAACGGGACUGGGUUUUGAUUGAUGAGGGUUGUAAUUUAUGGCGUUCGUGGCAAAAACUGCUCAACAAGUACAAUUACAUUCAUUUACGCUUUUUUUUUCUUUUGCUCUCCGAUCCCCGUCUCGAUCCCGAGUUUGGUAAAUGAAAGUUUGUUACGAAAGUUUGCCGUGUCGGUGAUCGUUGCUGGUUUGGUGAAAGUUUUGUACGAACAGUCGUGUAGUAAGUUUUUUUUUCUAUUGAAAGUAUGCAGACUUCCCAAGUAGUUCAUCUAUUUAAGUCUCGUAAGCUUGUUGCAUGCUGUUUUUUGAAAUAGCUUUUUCAACUGCAAGCCAUUCUACGAACAGGAGAACAAUUUUCUCCUGCAUCCAUCACAGUGUUAUAUUUUCUGUACAGUUUGUAACACAACUAUAAGACUAACUUUUUCUUUAAUAAAAGAUAAAAUUGGUGAGAUAGAUCGAAACGAUGUUACACAAAGUUUCACAGCAUAUGACAAAAAAUCGUUUAUUUUUUUAUAUAUUUUAACACAUAAUAUAAGUCAUACGACUUGGCUGUCCUGUACAAAAUAAAACACUAUUACUGUAACAGGUCAUUUUGAAAAUAGUUCAAAAGUACAAUCAGUAAAACACAGUCAUGUCGAAAUAAAUAUAUAAUUGAUCAGUUUUUCAUGCUUGGUGAUUUUAUCUAUUAAAUCAAAUUCUAUUAAAUUCUGUUUUAUUUCCCGUUUUGAUUUCAAAUUUUGAAUUAAAAAACAUUACAAAUUUCAUUAAAUAUAAGGCGCUCCAACCGCUUCGUGGUUUUGGCGUGCUGCAGGAGGAUUCCUCUAAACCGUUUGCGGUCGAACGCCAUCGUCUACUAAUCCAAUAUACUAACCUUUCUGGCGGAUGCAUCUCCACCAUCACCCCAUCUUAAUUUGAGCCUACCAUGCCUUUUCUGUCUGUGAAGUGGACCUAAAAGAUCUUGAAGGGCUGGGUUGUUCGGUGUCAUUCGAAUCACAUGAUCAGCCGCCCUGGGCCUGACUAGAGACAACGUUACAAAAACACACUUUAAUGUUUUUAAAUUUCAUUCUUAACAUACUAUAAUGCCUUAAUUUUCGAACUGUGCUUCUUUUCUCACAACACAAAUACGUCAAAAUAAAAUGUGUACAAAAUUAAUACAAAACUGUUCAGCUCAAAUCAAACAAACCAACAAUACAUCGGACGCAAAAAUAUUUCGCGAAUCUUUAUUCAUUUGAUUAUGUAUCUCAUUUAACUGUCAUCAAUCAUAAUAAAGUUCCGUUCAGAUAAUGCCAACGAGAUUGACAUGCAUGAUAAUCGCUCAUAGGUCAGAUAACUGGCCAUUGUUGUUGUUGCGCCCGUAACAAGUGAAGCUUAUCCCGUCUACUAACAUUCUAUCAAAAACACCGUUUAUUCGUUUGCAUCCAUAUUGCGCAUUCAAUCAUAUGAUUUCAUGUAGCACAACUUAUUCCAUCCAUUAUUAAUUUUAUUCUAUCGAAUCAGAAUAAUAUAUUUAGUUCCGUUUCAACUUUUUUAAUCUCUGGUUUGUCUCAAAAAUACAAAAACUUAAUUUAAAACUAUGAGAAAAAAAUGGAACGGAGCGAAAAUCCGAGAGGCUGUCAUUAAAAAACAUAUUUAAGAUGUACAAAAAAAAACACUUUUUUCACACACAACACAAACUUUCCAAAAGUUCCAGAGAAAAAAACCCACACACAAUUCGCACCAAUCUUUGGCUCGAAACCGUAUCGCAACGGAAUUGGAAUCAUAAAAAUGUCUACAAUAUUGCAAUUCUGCAGCUGUGCGCUUACAAACAGGCUUAAAAAUGAAAUACUUUUUCUUCUCGCUUAUCUUGCAGGCCGACAGUAUUGGCAUUGUCAACAGUGCAGUGUUUCACAUCAUCCCCAACGAGUGUUUUUACUUUAUUUAUUUUCGUUAAAACAUUAAACCAACACCAUGGCCCGCGGGCACCAGGAACGGCAAAAAAAAGAUCCCAACACAAGCAAAUGUACGAAGUGUGAAAUGUGAUCUGUGUUGAGCCAUUGUUUACGGUGUGCAAGUAAAAAUGCAGCCAAAUAAAAACUCUUUUUUUUCGCGACCUUGUACAACUAUGGCAAUCAAUGUGAUUGUUUCGGAUAAGCGAGAACGCAUUGUCGUGAUACGCGAUGGUAAAUAAGACACGGACGGUAACGUUUGUUUCAAAACAGGUUGAAGUGAUCCUCGCCGUAGGAUAAUUGGGUCGACAAAAGGUGAAAGAUCGCUAUAUAAAUAACGCAAUAAUCUUGGGUCUGUUAACAUCCGAAGCAGGUGGUGUGCAUUUUUCACGGACGAAAUAAUCCUCGUAUUGUUCUAAACCGAACCAAAUCGAACCAAAUUAUAAUCGUUGCGAUAAUGAACGAUUCUAAAAUUACAUCGACCGAGUCAUCCGGGCUGCAUCAUCAGCUGCCGAUGCUGAUGCCGGACGGAACGAUGAGGAACAGCUCCUGGACGGAUCUGUUGAACUACACCUUCGAGAAUGAGGCACUGUACCAUGUCAACACAUCGACCAUCGAGCGGAUUGUGUCGAUGAUGGUACCGGUGUUUUUCGGCUUCAUUGGUCUGGCUGGAUUGCUCGGCAAUGGAUUAGUUGUACUAGUGGUAGCCGCAAACCAAAGUAUGCGAUCGACAACCAACUUGCUGAUCAUUAACCUUGCUGCCGCCGAUCUGUUGUUCGUCGUGUUUUGCGUGCCUUUUACCGCCGUCGAUUAUGUAUUGCCGGAAUGGCCAUUCGGAGAAUAUUGGUGCAAAUUUGUCCAGUACAUGAUCGUAGUCACGGCACAUGCCAGCGCGUACACGCUCGUUCUGAUGUCGCUGGAUCGAUUCCUGGCCGUAGUACAUCCCAUUACCAGCAUGUCGAUUAGGACGGAACGAAAUGCUUCGAUCGCCAUCUGUUUGACGUGGUUUGUCAUCCUAACGACCGCCAUACCGGUGGCCAUUUCGCACGGAGUGCUGUUCUAUCCACGUCAAGGCGGUUACUACACCGCAUGCCUUUUCCUGCACAACGAAGGCUACAGCUUAGUUGCCUUUCAUGUGUCAUUUUUCCUGUCAUCGUACGUGGUGCCUCUGUCACUAAUAUCGUUCCUGUACAUGGGUAUGCUGGCACGCUUAUGGAAGGGUGCCCCCGGUGGUCGUGCAUCAGCCGAAUCCAGACGAGGCAAGAAGCGUGUAACCCGGAUGGUCGUUGUUGUGGUGUUAGUGUUCGCUUUCUGCUGGUGCCCGAUUCAGGUGAUCCUGCUCCUGAAGUCACUGAAGCUGUACGAUCUGACACAUGCCAGCAUCAUCUUUCAGAUCGUGUCACACGUGCUGGCCUACACGAACUCCUGCAUCAACCCGGUACUGUACGCGUUCCUGUCGGACAACUUCCGGAAAGCGUUUCGCAAGGUCGUGUGGUGCGGUAAGCCUCCGCCACCCAACAUCCCCCCGGCCGCACAAACGAAAACUACGCGCACCACCGGCAACGGCACAUCGAACGCGGACGCCUUAUGAGCCGAGGAGCCGGCCGUCGACGAGAGCAGAUUUAUGGUGGAGAAGUACAUCGAAAUCGCAAGCGUCUGAGCGACGGCUCCCAUCCCGCCGAGCGUCCUCCUGCAUCUUCCAUUGCACGGAAGAGUUUCGACUUUUUCUAAACCACAAAUUUAGCGAGCAAGAGAUAGAGAUAGAAGGGAGGGAGAGAGAGAGAGAUAACGGCAACGCAAACCACAGACUGUAAAUAUUAAUUUCUUCUGUUGUACUGCUUUUGUUUGGUAAUGUACCAUACAACAGAACUACCAGGGAGAUAAAUACACUUCCCCAGAAGCAUCUUGUGAAGGAACAAAUAGAAUUACCUCCUACCAGGCAAAAACCCCACACUUACAAAACGGUAACAUCCCAUCGUAAUGGGCCGUUGGUGGAAAAAAGAAAACUUUAGCAUCCAACCGGACUGCAACAGUGCCGUACGGUUUAUUUCGGGUUCGAUACCUUGAACACUCCACGAGACACCGCAGAUAUUCCCUCGUCCGCCCGUUCGAAGAUCCCAGCCUAUCAGCCCCCCUGCGUUCUUUGGAUGGGCGAACGUCCGGCCCGGUACCAGCGGUGUUCGUGGACUGUCGCUAUCCGCCCAUAUAUCCGUCCGUUUCCGCUUCGUCCCUUCGCCCAUCCACGGAGCGAUCGGAUUGGCUGAAGUUUAUGGACAUACGGCUGAUUGAUUUCAGUGGCCAGCCGAGUGGCGAUUGAUUAGCGUCAAACAUUCAGCCGCUCGGAGCAUUCAGCCUGCAUCAAACCAAACGUAACAUCUUCGCUGCAGGUGGUCGAUAAGCAUAUUAGAAGGUAUAGCAAACAAACAAACGCACCGUCGCUCGGGAACCACUAAACGGUUUGCGGUUCGUGGUCUGUCCCUGGAGUAAAUCUUGCACGGUUAACAACGUAUGACAGCGGUUGUUGAUUGAUCGUGACUCACACGAUUUCAUUAUGUGCUCCAUACCGCCCACCGGGAGCAUGUAAUGACACUGUUUCGGAGUCAUUCAAAAUGGCCACCCAAAUGUGAUAACGCCCCAAACCUAAUCCGGCACCGCAUUUCUAAUCAGCAUGGCCAAACGCUACCGGGGAGUUACAGAACGGUUGCUAGGCGUAUCAACUGCACGGAACAACCGCACUCGGGGACGUUUGAUUUAGUGCCGUCGCCGCCAUCGUGCCGAAUUCGCAGCAGAUCGAUGAUUUCUAAUUAUAAGCCUAUUAAGUAGUAAAGUUCCGCUGUCCAGCAGCGCGAAUCAACUAACGGACAUAAUCGUACGGAUGAAGUUCCACUGUGUAAUGAUUAGAAUGUGCGCUCGGGGGAAAAAGGCGAAACGCCCCAUUAACAAAACGGCAAAAAGUGAUUUGCUUAUCGAUGCAGAGAACAACCAUUAAUCGCUGGCAGGCUGUAUGGCUUGUUGGCGAUCUAAUUUUGCUCCCCUUCCACCCACCCAAUCCAAAUGUACAAGCAAUCGAAUUCGAACGCACUAAACCCGGUGCUAAAUGAUGUGUAAAACGUCCCACCUGACAUUGAAGUUACUGACAAACAUCAACGGCAGGCGUGCAGAUGCGAGCGGCAAAUAGGCGUGUUGUAAGAUUUGCUACGAAAUUCCGACAUCUAUUUCGCGACAACCUGCUGUGGCAAUGGCGCAUUUUAUGGUGCCACAGAUCAUUAGCUCACGUUCAUCAUUGUUUGCCCACAGUACGCGUGCUACGCAGGUUGACGUCAGCGAUGAAGUUCCUUCGGGACGGCGGACGUGCUGGAAGUGGAAGCUCACUAAUUCACUCCAUGAGGUGAUGGAAGAGAUAGUAGAUAUUAAUUUAACACAAACGCACACAACAGCGGAUGCGUGUGUCUAAAAGUUCAAACAUUUUCCCGGUACAAUGUGUGCGUGUGCGUCCGAUCAUGUAAAUAUCCAAACAGGCAUAAUCCUCGAACGAAACAUCUCUCCAAUUCCGUACUCCGCAGAUGAAACUUCCAUUGUAGGUCGUUGUUAAACUGUUUGAUGCCAACACGGUUUUGUUGCCAUCUUGUUAGGUUUGUUGCCAAAUUUUUGGAAUGGGCGAAGCGAUAUUGGAAGUUUUUUAUUUAUGGAUGAAUGCAGCGUACGAAAUAGUAUUUUUCACUUUAGGUAAGGGUGUUUUUAUCAAUAAGAAGACGAAUUUUAUCUAACGCUAGUUAUAUUAACCAUAAAUUAAGCUACCAACUCAAAUGUUCGUGUAAGAAUAGCUAUGAAAUUUAUAUUUUAUCUCGAAUGUAAAAUAUAUCCUAUACAUAUUGUACUGUACAUCUGUCGCUCCAUUAUAUGAAUGUAACAAUUAAGAACAAAACUCUGCUGUGUAUCCAAACAAAAUGUGUGUUUCAAUAUGAUGUUUGAAUAAAUUUACUAAAAUUUUUAUUGGUCAUUCGUAACAAGCAU